Prunus armeniaca (apricot) is the source of this 3288-nucleotide messenger RNA. The record is from the annotation of a GenBank genome assembly. NCBI's taxonomy places the organism in Eukaryota, Viridiplantae, Streptophyta, Magnoliopsida, Rosales, Rosaceae.
AUGCUCCAAGACAAGUACCAGCUGCAGAAAGAUAUGAAUGUUUCUCUUACUUUCGAAAGGGACCAUGUUAGUGCUGAAUUAAAAUUAGCAACGGAAAAAAUAUUUGGUAUGACCAUUGGUGCAGAGAAGAUUGACAGGAUGUUAAGUCUGGGAAAAAGGGCUGGUGAUACGAGAGGUUUGGGUUUUGAAAGUGAAAAGUCUAAGCAAGAGGUCAAAGCUGUGAAAUUCAUCAAAGAAUUCUCUUCUACUGAAGCGAAGGUUAGCCCAAAGAAAUUUAUACCAGUCUGUCAUUUUUGUGGAGUUUUUGGUCAUAUACGGCCUAGAUGCAAUGUGCUUAGAAAGGAGAAGAGGUCAGCUUACUACUAUUCUCCAAGAAAUUUUAAUCCAUCUCAAAGAACCAAACUAGUGUGGAAAAAAAAGGAGGAAAAGUGCUUGGUGACUUUAAUGGCCUUAUCUGCUAGAAAAUCUGAUACAUGGUAUUUCGACAGUGGUUGUUCAAGACAUAUGUCUGGUGAUAAAUGUUGGUUUACAAAUCUGAAUACAGAGUGUGUGGAAGGCUCUGUGACAUUUGGAGAUGGAAGUAAAGGUAAAAUUUUAGGGAAAGGAGAUGUUGAGACACUUGGCUUACCAUUCUUGAAAAAUGUCAUGUUGGUGGAAAAUUUGCAGGCAAAUUUGAUAAGCAUCAGUCAACUUUGUGAUGAUGGUAGCAGCGUGUGGUUUGAUAAAGAUCAAUGUUAUGUUGCUGAUUUUCAAGGAAAGAAGGUUAUGAGUGGCAUGAGAUCCAAAGAUAAUUGCUAUUGUAUUCAGGUGAAUGAGAACAAAAGUCUUGUGUGCAAUCGCGCUACUGAUGACGUGAUGGAACUGUGGCAUAGAAGACUUGGUCAUAUCAACUUUCGUGAUCUCUUGAAGCUGUCCAAGAAUGAGUGUGUCAGAGGUCUGCCAAAGCUGAGUGGUAAGUCUGCAGGAGUGUGUGGUGCGUGCCAAUUAGGUAAGCAAGUCAAGAGUGCUCACAAAAGCAUAUCCUACAUAUCAAUAUCCCAACCAUUAGAUUUGCUGCAUAUGGAUUUAGUUGGUCCCAUUCAGACUGAGAGCAUAGGUGGAAAGAAGUAUAUGUUGGUGUUGGUGGAUGACUUUACUCGGUUUACUUGGGUUGAUUUUCUUCGUGAAAAAUCUGAUGCAUUCAAGAGUUUUCGUGGCCUAUGCAACAAAAUUCAGAUCGAGAAAAAUGCUUCACAUGUUACUGUCAUGAGACUUCGAACAGACCAUGGAACAGAGUUUGAAAAUAUAAGCUUUGCUAAAUAUUGUGAAGAGAAAGGAAUAAAGCACGAAUUUUCAGCACCUAUUACACCUCAACAUAAUGGGGUGGUUGAGAGGAAGAAUCGCACCUUUCUUGAAAUGGGACGUGUGAUCUUGACAAGUGCUAAGAUAGCGAAGAAAUUUUGGGCAGAAGCUAUUAGCACAGCAUGUUAUACAGCAAAUCGUGUAUAUCUUAGACCGGGCACAACUUCAACUCCUUAUGAGCUUUGGAAAGGGAGAAAACCUAACAUAAAGCACAUGAGGGUUUUUGGGAGCGUCUGCUAUAUUUAUAGAGAUAGAGAAAACCUAGCAAAGUUUGAUACAAGAAGUGAUGCUGGCAUCUUUUUGGGUUAUUCUCUCACUAGCAGGGCUUAUAGGGUGUUUAACAAGAGGACAUGUACGGUAAUGGAAUCAAUUAAUGUUGUUGUCAAUGAUACUGAUAUGUCAUUUGGUUCUUGUGCAGAUGAUGAUGAGGAUAUUAUUCCAGCAGCUCAUAGGCAAGAAGAAAAGGACAAGGUGGCUAACAUUAAUGAUGAAGUGCAUGCAGAAGAAGAUAUGUUUUCACCUCCUCUUAGACCUGGUGCUCGGCAAGUCCAAAAAGACCACACACCAUCUGAUAUUAUUGGAGAUUUAAAUGAUCAAAGAAAGACAAGAAGCCAAGUCGUUGCGGAGGUAACUCAUCUGUGCUAUGUUUCCAAAUUGGAACCAAAAAAUUCAAAAGAAGCACUUCUUGAUUGUGAUUGGAUCAUGGCUAUGCAAGAGGAGUUAGACCAGUUCACUAGAAAUGAUGUGUGGUACUUGGUUCCACGUCCCAAGGACUUGAAUGUGAUAGGUACAAAAUGGGUUUUCAGGAACAAAACUGAUGAAAAUGGUGUUAUUACAAGAAAUAAAGCAAGGUUGGUUGCACAGGGAUAUUCCCAGGUUGAAGGGUUGGAUUUUGAUGAAACUUUCGCUCCCGUGGCAAGGCUUGAAUCAGUUAGAUUGCUUUUAGCUAUAGCUUGUCAUAUGAGGUUCAAACUACACCAGAUGGAUGUGAAAAGUGCGUUUCUAAAUGGGGUUUUACAGGAGGAGGUAUAUGUAGAACAACCUGUAGGAUUCAAAGAUCCUUACAAUCCUGAUCAUGUAUAUCGUCUUAGAAAAGCUCUCUAUGGGCUGAAGCAAGCUCCUAGGGCUUGGUAUGAUCGGUUGUCAUCCCAUUUGCUGAAUAAAGGGUAUGUCAGAGGAGCUGUUGACAAAACUCUGUUUGUCAAAAAGACCAACAAGGACUUGAUUGUUGCUCAGGUUUAUGUCGACGAUAUUGUUUUUGGGUCUACAUCUGAAUUUCUUGUAAAAGAAUUUACUGAAGUUAUGAGCAGCGAAUUUGAGAUGAGUAUGUGUGGGGAGCUGAGCUAUUUCCUAGGCCUGCAAGUCAAGCAACAAGAUCAUGGUAUCUUCAUUUCUCAAACCAAGUAUGCAAAAGACUUGGUAAAAAAGUUUGGUAUGAGUUCUGCCAAACCAACAAGGAAUCCCAUGGCUACACACAACAAAAUUGAUGCUGACCCUUCUGGAAAAUGUGUAGAACAAACACUUUACAGAAGCAUGAUUGGAAGCCUCUUAUAUUUAACAGCCAGUCGACCCGACAUCUCAUUCAGUGUUGGUGUGUGCGCUCGCUUUCAGGCAAAUCCAAAGGAGUCUCACUUGAAUGCAGUCAAGAGAAUCAUCAGAUAUGUAAGUGGUACUCCAACUUUAGGUGUAUAUUAUUCAUUUGACUCAAAUUCUGAAAUUGCAGGUUACACCGAUGCCGAUUGGGCUGGAAACGUUGAUGAUAGGAAGAGCACAUCUGGAGGGUGCUUUUAUGUAGGUAAUAAUCUUGUGUCUUGGCAUAGCAAAAAGCAAGCUUGUGUUUCCUUGUCUACAGCCGAAGCGGAAUACAUUGCUGCUGGAAGUUGUUGCACACAACUACUAUGGAUGAAGCAAAUGAUGAGUGAUUACGGCAUUUAUCAAGCCUUGUAG